UGACUCGUGGUUCUGGAACAAUCUACUCUAUGACCUCACGGAUUUUCUGGGAAGAGAAGCCUCUGCCAUUCCUUGCAGGUGUCCAGGGAGUGGUAAUUUGCAUAUCGUUGUCUAGACACAGGUUGAAUCUCUCGCAGUCAGGCCCGUGUAAAGUUGGUCAUAGAAUCCAACGAAUGCCGGAAGAUCAUUGCUUCUCUAUUGAGAUCGGCGUCAAUGUACGGGGAAUUGAAGGGAAGUGCAUCUUUUAAGGUUGCGCUCACUCCAGGAGCCCAUCCAAAUUAGGAUCAGACCAAUCCGGAUCCGGCGAUCCGGGGACUGCCCCUUAAUCUAACCUCGUCGACCCCUGUGAACUCUUGCAAACCGAAC
Molecule: messenger RNA, 366 nt
Organism: Mollisia scopiformis
Lineage: Eukaryota; Fungi; Ascomycota; Leotiomycetes; Helotiales; Mollisiaceae
Exons: 1
Coding region: 30-248 (72 amino acids)
Source: RefSeq, a predicted model, not a curated record